AUGGCUCCUCAUCUCUCCCUCCUCCUCCUCAUCUUCUCCAGACUCUCAGGUACUCAGGUAGGGGCGUACGGUGUGCAAACUGUGAGUAAGGUGUCUGUGAAGACAGGAAACUACAUCACCAUCCCAUGUCACUAUGAUCAGAGAUACAUACAAUAUGUCAAAUACUGGUGUCAAGGAGAUUACUGGAAUUCUUGUUCUGCUCAUGUACACACGGACCAACCAAAGAUAUCUGGGACGGUGUCAAUCUCUGAUGAUGUCACCCGAAGAAUAUUUUCUGUUAACAUGACUGAUCUGAAGCCAGAGGACUCUGGGUAUUACUGGUGUGCUGUGGAGACUGCAGGACGAGAUCAAAAUACAUACUUGCACCUGUCAGUCACCACAGGUACACCAGAACUCUAUGUGGACCAACAGGAAGUGACUGGAGUAGAAGGAGGGAGUGUCACUGUCCGUUGUUACUAUAGUAACACUGUGGUUAAGAAGUGGGUGUGGUGUAAGAUGGGUAUCUACUAUGUCCCCUUGGUGGGGAGAUAUUCAGGGAUUUUAGAUGGAACAUCAGUGACAUCACAGCAGACCAUUGAUCACAACAACAGACACAUUUUAACAGUGACUCUGAAUGGAUUGAAAAUGGGAGAUACUGGCUGGUACUGGUGUUCCAGAGGAGACAUACCUGUUCACAUCACUGUCAAACAACUGACCACAACACAGAGUACCACACCUACCUCCACCACCACCCCUACCCCCUCUUCCACCAUCAUCAUCUCCACUGUCAAUCAACUGACCACAACACAGACUGACCCCGUCAUUAGUAAGUAA
Molecule: messenger RNA, 813 nt
Organism: Salvelinus namaycush (lake trout)
Lineage: Eukaryota; Metazoa; Chordata; Actinopteri; Salmoniformes; Salmonidae
Product: CMRF35-like molecule 5
Exons: 3
Coding region: 1-813 (270 amino acids)
Source: RefSeq, a predicted model, not a curated record